CGGCAGCGGGACGGGCCCCCACCUCCUCCUCCUCCUUCUCCUCGGCCCCGGAAGAAGACUCGGAACGUCUCAGCGCAGCGUUCACUUCAAUUGUGAACUUGAUGAAUCAAGCCUCGAAGGAAUGCGAGAAGUACUAUAGCCUCACAGCAGUCUCUAGAUGCAAAGAGCACGAAAUCAAACACAUCUGCAGAUACCAUGGCAGCCAAGUAGUAGAGGUGGAGCCCUCCAAAGAAGAGAAGACUGAAGCCUCUGUAGCACCCAGUCAAGCUCAAACUUGCCAGCACCGUGCCAGAAAAGCUUCCAAAGACAUCUACAUUGAAGUUUCUCCUGGUACCUACUCUGUCACAGCAACCUCAGAGGACAUGGUGCAGCAAACCCACGUGGUAGCUGUCAGCGCAGGACAAAGCGUCGAUUUAACUUUUGUUCUAUGAUAUUUGUUGUUUCUUGGCAAUCACAGGAAUAAAAUAUGAGGCUGUUUUAAUGCAUGUAAUGAACUAUGUAUAUCUUUUUCUUGUUUGCACUUUAAUAGUAUCCUGCUCUUUGGGACUCCCAUUUUUAUGGCCUGUAUAUUUGUUUUUUUACUUAAUGCAAUUAUAUGCAGCCUACUUUGUACACAGAUUUUAUAAAUAUUUGUACAUUGUGUGCCUUAAAUCCAAUUAUGGGACUGUGUAAUUCCAGGUUCUUAUACUUUAAAGAAUUAAAUGUACAAUCAGUGGAAUAAAAUACAUAAUUUAGCCCUUGU
Molecule: messenger RNA, 742 nt
Organism: Calidris pugnax (ruff)
Lineage: Eukaryota; Metazoa; Chordata; Aves; Charadriiformes; Scolopacidae
Gene: AKIP1
Product: A-kinase interacting protein 1
Exons: 5
Coding region: 102-431 (109 amino acids)
Biological process (GO): regulation of non-canonical NF-kappaB signal transduction
Cellular component (GO): nucleoplasm
Source: RefSeq, a predicted model, not a curated record